Molecule: messenger RNA, 1568 nt
Organism: Pteronotus mesoamericanus
Lineage: Eukaryota; Metazoa; Chordata; Mammalia; Chiroptera; Mormoopidae
Gene: MRPS30
Product: mitochondrial ribosomal protein S30
Exons: 5
Coding region: 26-1327 (433 amino acids)
Biological process (GO): translation
Cellular component (GO): mitochondrial large ribosomal subunit; ribosome; mitochondrion
Molecular function (GO): structural constituent of ribosome
Source: RefSeq, a predicted model, not a curated record
CUUCGGCCCGGAACCCCGGCCAAAGAUGGCGGCGUCCAGGUGGUGGCGGUUCGUGCCCCGCGGUCCAGGACGGUCGCUGCACGCCGCGGCCGAGACUGCCGCCGGGGCUCCAGAGGUCAUCGUUCCAGAUGUCGCCGCGGCGCCAGUCGCGCGCUACCCGCCAAUUGUGGCCUCCCUGACUGCCAAAAGCAAGGCGGCACGACAGCGGCGAGUGGAGCGGUGGCAGGCAAAGGUGCACGCGGCCCAGUCCGCGGACGAGAAGAUACGAAUCCUCACCAAGAUGCAGUUCAUGAAGUACGUGGUUUACCCGCAGACCUUCGCGCUGAACGCCGACCGCUGGUACCAGGGCUUCACCAAGACCGUGUUCCUGUCGGGCCUGCCGCCACCUCCCCCAGCGCCCGUCCCCGCGCCCGUCCCGGACCUGGCGACUCUGCGCGCCGCCGCGUGCGACUGCCUCCUGCAGGAGCACUUCUACCUGCGGCGCAAGGGGCGCGCGCCCCUCUACCGGGAGCGGGAGACCCUCGCCUCGCCCUUUCUGGACCAUCUGGUGACCGCCCUCGUGGGCCUGGUCAGCGCGCACAACCCGGUCCUGGCCGCCGCCGCCCUCGAUUGUAAACGUCCAGUUCACUUUUACUGGUGGCGUGGUGAAGAGACGAUUCGCCAUGGUCAUCGGAAAGGUCGAGUUGAUACCUUGAGAUACCAAAUAAAUGAUACACCACACAACCAGAUUCGAAUAUCCAAACAACUCCCAGAGUUUGUGCCGCUGGAUUAUUCUGUACCUAUAGAAAUCCCUGUUAUGAAUUGUAAGCCAGACAAACUCCCGUUGUUCAAACGACAAUAUGAAAAUACCAUAUUUAUUGGAUCGAGGACAGCAGAUCCAUACUGUUACGGGCAUACCCAGUUUCACCUGUUACCUGACAAAUUAAAAAGGGAAAGACUGUUGAAACAGAACUGUGCUGAUCAGAUAGAAGUUGUAUUUAGAGCUAAUGCUAUCGCAAGCCUUUUUGCUUGGACGGGAGCACAAGCUAUGUAUCAAGGAUUCUGGAGCGAAGCAGAUGUUACACGACCCUUUGUCUCUCAGGGUGUGAUCACAGAUGGCAAAUACUUUUCCUUUUUCUGCUACCAGUUAAAUACUUUGGCGCUGACUGUACAAGCCGACCAAAAUAACACUCGUAAAAACUUCUGCUGGGGGACACAGAGUAAGCCUCUUUAUGAAACCAUCGAAGAUAAUGACGUGAAAGGUUUUAAUGACGAUGUUCUACUUCAGAUAGUUCACUUCCUACUGAAUAGACCAAAAGAGGACGGAUCGCCGCAGUUGGAAACCUAAGAAGAAACAGUGGAUUCAGAACUUUGGGAAUACUUACAUUUAAUGAAGCAACAAUAAAAAUAUUUCCUAUGUUACUCUGUGAUUAGACCUCUCAUUCUAUUCAAAAUAUAUGCUGAAAGAUUUAGAUAUAAUAAUGUUGAUUUAAAAGCAGUUUUAUUUCUCCAUGGCUGACUGAUGAGACUGACUGAGCUACGUUCAGUACCUAGUAUUGCAAGUGGGUUUAAAGGGAAUAAAAAGAUAA